AUGGGCCCCUGUACCGCCUCCUCAUGCUGCUGCCAGGCCCGUAAUCUGCCAUGGGCCCCCGUACCAACUCCUCAUGCUGCUGCCAGGCCCGUAAUCUGUCAUGGGCCCCUGUACCACCUCCUCAUGCUGCUGCCAGGUCCAGAGUGUGUCAUGGGUCCCUGUACGGCCUCCCAUUGCUGCUGUCUCCAUCGCCACACUCUGCCAUGUGCCACUUUCAGGUCUCCUCACACUCCUGCUGGGUUCCAUUUUGUCAUAGGGUGCUGUAUGGCCUCCCAUUGCUGCUGCCUCCACCGCCACACUGUGGCUCCACACUCUGGUUUUGGCCCCGUGACUGCCCAAAUGAGUGAAGUGUGCGGUGAUUCUAAGAUCGACGGCACUCAUCUGCAUGUCAUACUGACUGACAGUAUUAUUUCUCUUCCCCAGCAGACUCCAAGGGCAUUUAAAUUAAAGGUACAGUGUUCUGCACUAAUAUAA
Staurois parvus is the source of this 474-nucleotide messenger RNA. The record is from the annotation of a GenBank genome assembly. NCBI's taxonomy places the organism in Eukaryota, Metazoa, Chordata, Amphibia, Anura, Ranidae.